UUCCUCUCCUCCUCCUCCUUCUUCCGCUUCCUUCGUCGACGCCGAGUCCCGAGCCGGAGCACAGGGUCAGCAGACCGCGGGAGUCGCAUCACUUGCGUCGGACGUCUCCGCUCUCCGCGAGCAAAGAAUAUCCUCGACCCAGAUUGUGUUAUCGCACGGUGUAGAGAUGUUGGUGUCCGGACAGGAGUCUGGAGAUGGUGCGAGCCCUGUGUGUGCCAGCAAUAGUCAGCUCUUGCAUGACAUUGAGGCAAUAAGCAAAGCUUUGUAUUUGCAUGAAGCCACUCAAAAGUCUUUAAUUUCCCCAUCGACUCAAUAUUCUGGAAAAGUUGGGUCCGUCGAACAUAGAUUGGUUCCAAUAUCAGGAAAUCAGGAUGAAAAGGGACUGAGCAAGUUCAACAAAUCAUCGUCCGUGUGGAAUUGGAAGAAACCCUUAAAAGCUCUGUCCCAUCUUCGGGGCAGAAAGUUCGGAUGCCUUUUCUUCCUUCACGUGCACUCUAUUGAGGGUUUACCUGUAAAUUUUGAUGGUGUUGGUUUGUGCGUAGAAUUUAAAAGGAAGGAUGAGGUGUUAAGAUCCCGACCAUCAAGGGUUCUAAAAGGAACUGCUGAUUUUGAUGACACUUUGAUGCAUAGAUGUAUUGUGUAUUGCCAUAAAAGGGGGCCUCUUAAUACGUGCAAGUAUGAGCCUAAGCUGUUCUCAGUCCAUAUUUCUGUAAUUGGUGCUCUGGGAGUUGAUGUUGGUGAGCACUGGGUUGAUCUGACCAGGCUGCUGCCUCUGACUUUGGAAGAGUUGGAUGGAGACAAAAGUUCGGGGAAGUGGACAACAAGUUUCAAACUUGCUGGCAAGGCUAAAAGUGCAACUUUGAAUGUCAGUUUUGGUUUUUCACUGGUAAGUGGAUCUAAUCUUGAGUCUAAUGGUAAUGUGACUGUUUCUGAGCUCAUAAACUUGGCAUAUAGCAGGCCAAACACAAAGCAACAUGAUAGAGGAUUUCCUCAGAAUUGUUCAACUGAAAAGCUUCGGCGGAGUGGGAGCGUUCCGAACAAUUUAAACCAUCCUUCUCUCCAAUUUGCACAGCCUCUUGAUGUUAAGAUGGGACAUGAAUCCUUUGUUGAACCUGCUGUAGAAUUCUCCAAAUCGAUCCAUUAUCUCUAUGAGAAACUUGAUCAAGAUAUUUCUAGUGAUAAAUCAGGGUCGGAUUUAUCAUCUGAGGAUUUGAAGUCAUCGAGAGCAAAAUCCGAUCUUUGUCCUUUGCCUGUUAGAGAACCUGUAGAUGAUGAAGGAGAUGACAUGGACUUUGUUGUGAUAGACCAGGGAAUUGAAGUACCUCAAAUUAAACAGUUGAAUCCGGUUCAAGUUAGCAUUCAUACUCAAGAUUCUGCAACUGAAACAGCAAAUGAGGAUGACACCCUCGCAGGCAAUGACUUGCUCCGUUGGGACGAGAUGAAGUGUGAUUCAGUGGACCACUUAACUGGUAGUACAACAGAUGGGCUUGUAGUUGGUGACCAUAAAAUCGGAGAGCAAAGUGUACAUGCACCGCAGUCAAUUCUGGAAGUGGAGUCAACUUUUCUUAACGCGUUGAUUCUUGACUCAGCUGACUUGGGUUCUUUGCCUGCUUCGUGUCAGAGUAAGCAUAAGGAAAACUAUAUGGAGCUUAAAUAUAGUUAUAAAGCAAACAAAAAAGGAACCAAAUCACUAAGUUUUGAUGAUAUUAGUGAAUUUGUGACUUGUGAUUUCCUGCACAUGCUGGAAAGUGAGCAGAGUCUCUCUGGCUCAAAUUUUGAUGUUGAACCGGAGUCUCCCAGAGAACAACUCCUAAGAGAAUUUGAAAGAGAAGCUUUCCUUUCUGGCAAUUUUAUACUAGUGAAUGCAACAGAGGAGCGGGCGAGAUUUGGUUGUGGGGCUUCAGUUGGAUCUUCUUCUGAAGAUAACUCUGAAGAGUCUAUUCUCACUUCAGUUCUUCAAGAUGCUGAAGAGGAAUAUGAGCAGUCAAGUCAGUCAUUGAAGCACAGAAGAAAGGUCAAAAUGCUUGAAGAUCUAGAGACGGAAGUUUUAAUGCGUGAGUGGGGGUUGGAUGAGAAAGCCUUUCAGAAUUCUCCUCGAUGUCCCUCUGGUGGAUUUGGCAGUCCAAUUGAACUACCUCCACAGGAACCAGUUGAGUCACCUUUGCUUGGAGAAGGUUUUGGUCCAUCCAUUCAGACUGGAGGAGGAGGUUUCUUGAGGACUAUGAUUCCCUCGCUCUUCAGGAAUGCUAAAAAUGGCAUGAACGUAAUACUGCAAGUUUCUGGACCAGUUGUGCUACCUGCAAGAAUGGGUUCUAGUAACAUGAAGGUACUCCAGCACCUUGCAUCGAUUGAAAUCGAAAAGCUUUUUAUGCAGAUCGAUAAAGCCAUGCCUUUAAAGGACAUUACUGGCAGGACUUUGCAACAAGUAGCCUGUGAAGCUGCUCCCAAAACCAUUUGCAGGCAGGUUCUUUUGCAGCACGAAACAGCAUCGAGCCAAAAUUUCAAGGAACAAGAGUGUAGUGUGAGCUGUAAUAACUCUGUCUCAGACUUGGUGUCUCUAGAGGAUGUUGUGCUCUUGGCCAUGGAUAAAAUUGAAGCCCUAACAAUUGAAGGUUUGAGAACUCAAUGUGGGAUGACAGAUGAGGAGGCACCUGCCAGUAUUUUUCCACACUUUGAAACACAUGCUUCUCAAAGGAAGUAUGCAAAUUUUCAUGAGCUUAUGAGCUUGGAAGAUGAUGAAUUUCACCUUAACGAUGUUCAUAAUAGUGACAGUGAUGCUUGUGGAUUGAUGGAUUUCUCUGUAACUUUGGAUGACUGGUUGAGGCUUGAUGCUGGAGUUAGUAAUGGAAACCAGGAUGAAACUGGUGAGGGCACUAGGAAGAUCCUAGUGGGCCAUCAUGCAAAGUGUGAGGACAGCUCCAGAGAGAAGCUGAUUGAAGAUAUAAAUCCCAGCGAAGCAUCUGGUAUGAGGAGCGGCCUUUUACAGAACAACCUUACUGUAGCCUUCAGGGUGCAGCUGAGGGACCCUCUUAGAAACUUUGAAGCUGUUGGUGAUCCAAUGCUUGCUCUGGUUCAUGUAGAGAGAAGAUAUGUUCACCAAGUUGUUUCAGAGAGGAGAAACGAGGAAGAAGAUGACGGUAUGCCCACAAGAGAUGGAAUAGCCGUUUCUUCAUUUAGAAUCAUUGAACUCCAUCUGGCAGGCGUAGAUGCGGAACCGGGCAAGAAGCAUUCAUGGGGAACUACAAGACAACGACAAUUGGGCACCCGGUGGUUAUUUGCAAGUGGUUUGGGUAAGGUUGCUAAACAACCACUCGCGAAAUCAAAAGCUGUGGUGAAAUCAUCGCUAGGAGGGAAGGCGAAGGGGCCACGUGCAGAUAUCUUGUGGAGCAUCUCUCCUUUUCCUUAUGGCAUUGAAAGCAAUUCUAAGAAGUCUGGAUGGCUAACUGCGCACGUACGAAAUCCUGAUGUCAUCUUUCUAAAUGAAAGCUCACGGUCAGCAUCUUGUGUUUGAGCAAAUUUUAAUCUAAUCGAGGUUUCCACUUAAUUCAUGCACUGGUGUGUCCAUCCUCUGUGAAGAAGUGGAUCAUGUCAUUUUGUAUGUAUCUCCAGAGAGACUUGGUCUCAGAAAACCCGAAAAGCUGGUUUAGCUUAGUUAACAUGAGCACGCAUGGUGAACAUUGACAGAUCUAUUGGUCCUGGCAGUGGCACUAUUUUCGCAGAUCGUCUGUCAUUUGGCUCAUUGUCUCCCUUGAGCUUGAGAGCACCACUCGACCAGGUGUGUUAAAUUAUAAAUAUCUGUAAGGUACCUUACAAUUGCUUCUGCAAGAAUUCUUUGUCACACUGCAACGACUAGAGUUGCAUAAAGUACCAAGA
This is a messenger RNA of Rhodamnia argentea, 3873 nucleotides long. Its product is annotated as protein PLASTID MOVEMENT IMPAIRED 1-RELATED 2. NCBI's taxonomy places the organism in Eukaryota, Viridiplantae, Streptophyta, Magnoliopsida, Myrtales, Myrtaceae. The record is from RefSeq and is a predicted model, not a curated record. Bases 167 to 3511 code for a protein of 1114 amino acids. The transcript is spliced from 3 exons.